UUCGCUCUUCCUAAACCCUCAGAAAACCUUCCUCCCUUCAUCUCAUCUUCUUUCCUUCCUCCAAAGAUCGCACCUUUUCGCCUCCUCGCCCCUGAAUCUGCCAUCAAGACCGCUUCUUGACGCUGCCGAUGUCGUCGCCCUGGGUGGACGCUUCCUCCCUCCUCCUUUUUCUCCCUAAAACCGCGUUUUCCCCGAUCCUCGCCGUGGCCCUCAUUGCCUUCUCCCUCCUAUGGUUCUGCCCCGGCGGGCUUGCGUGGGCCCUCUCCAGGGCUCAUUCAUGCACCAUCCGCGGCCCCUCCGGUUUCGUCCUCGCUCUCGCCGGCACCGCUUCCCACCGGGUGCUCAAGAGGCUUGCUGACACGCUAGAAGCCUUGGACUUGAUGGCCUUCUCGGUGGGAUUCACCCGGUUCAUCGUGGCGAGCCGUCCCGAGACGGCGAAGGAGAUCCUCAACAGCUCGGCCUUCGCCGACCGCCCGAUCAAAGAGUCCGCCUACGGGCUCCUCUUCCAUCGCGCCAUGGGGUUCGCUCCGUUCGGCGAUUACUGGAGGAAUCUGAGGAGGAUCUCCGCCACCUACUUGUUUAGCCCUCGCCGUAUCGCCGCGUUUGGCGAGCGCCGGAGGGACAUCGGCCAGCAAAUGCUGGCGGACGUCCAGGACCAUAUGGCCAUGAAUGGCGUGGUGGAGAUGAAGAAAGUCCUGCACUUUGCGUCUCUGAACAACGUCAUGAUCAGCGUUUUCGGGAAAAGAUUUGAUUACUCCAAGGGUGAGGGGUUGGAGCUGGAGUCCCUGGUCAAGGAAGGGUACGAGCUACUUGGCGUCUUCAAUUGGGCUGAUCACUUUCCUUUGUUAGGGUGGUUGGACUUGCAAGGGGUGAGGAAGAGGUGCAGGGCUUUAGUGAAGAGGGUAAACGCCUUCGUCGGGAGCAUCAUGGAAGAGCACAGGAAGAGGAGAGUUUGUGGUGAUGUGGUGGAUGGUGACGGUGACUUUGUGGAUGUCCUCCUUGGCAUGGAAGAGGAGGAGAAGCUUUCUGACGCCGACAUGGUUGCUGUUCUCUGGGAAAUGAUCUUUAGAGGAACUGACACAGUAGCCAUCCUCUUGGAGUGGAUAAUGGCCAGAAUGGUUCUGCACCCAGACAUCCAAUCCAAAGCGCAAUCCGAAAUCGAUGAAAUCGUGGGAGUAUCCCGUUCUGUUUGUGAUGCUGAUGUCGCGAGCCUUCCGUACCUCCACGCCAUCGUGAAAGAAUCUCUCAGGCUGCACCCACCUGGUCCGCUCCUCUCCUGGGCUCGCCUUGCGGUACACGAUGUCCACGUCGGGGAUCACUUCAUCCCCGCCGGCACCACCGCGAUGGUGAACAUGUGGGCGAUAACUCACGAUGAAUCCAUCUGGGCGGAGCCUAAUGAGUUCAUGCCGGAGCGCUUCAUCAGGGAGGACGUCAGCGUUCUGGGCUCGGACCUGAGGUUAGCGCCAUUCGGUGCAGGGAGGAGGGUUUGCCCAGGGAAGGCCAUGGGAUUAGCUACUGUUCAUCUUUGGCUGGCUCAGCUGCUUCAGAGCUACAAAUGGGUGCCAACAGAGGGUGGUGUGGAUCUGUCGGAGUGCUUGAAGAUGUCACUUGAGAUGGAGAAGCCUUUGGCCUGCAAAGCUGUUCCAAGGUGGUGAAUGGGCACGAGGUGCUUUAAAGGUUACAUAUAAGAGUCUCUAACUAGCUCAGAUAGUAGUGUUUAGAGAAUGGAGAUCAUUUUGGCCUCAAUAUCUCCAUCGCUGUGUGACUUGUUGGGUAGGCUUGUUCUAUGUAGUUGAUCUCUGCAACUCUCUAUAAGUGUCGCUGUUAUUUAUAAUGCUUAGUUCUAGUACAUGAAUUAUAGGCGAAAUAUUAAUGCCACUGCUUUGUUUU
Messenger RNA from Musa acuminata AAA Group (dessert banana), 1890 nucleotides. RefSeq names its product cytochrome P450 78A5-like. The transcript has 2 exons. The record is from RefSeq and is a predicted model, not a curated record. The coding region runs from base 129 to 1655 and encodes 508 amino acids. NCBI's taxonomy places the organism in Eukaryota, Viridiplantae, Streptophyta, Magnoliopsida, Zingiberales, Musaceae. Gene Ontology annotation, molecular function: heme binding; monooxygenase activity; oxidoreductase activity, acting on paired donors, with incorporation or reduction of molecular oxygen.